Australozyma saopauloensis is the source of this 582-nucleotide messenger RNA. RefSeq lists its product as uncharacterized. The record is from RefSeq and is a predicted model, not a curated record. The transcript has a single exon. Gene Ontology annotation, cellular component: cytoplasm; membrane. Bases 1 to 582 code for a protein of 193 amino acids. Lineage: Eukaryota; Fungi; Ascomycota; Pichiomycetes; Serinales; Metschnikowiaceae.
AUGUCCCUCAAUCAAGUCUAUCUUUCGUAUCUAGCAACACAUCCCCUAGCUACCAAAUCUGCCACAGCAGCCAUUCUAGCGACUCUCAAUGAGGGAAUCGCCACCUCCGUUUCUGGAUUUGGCAAAGGCUCGGCCGUGACCAAGAAAAUGGCGCAAAUGCUGCUCUACGCUGCGUUCUUUGCCACUCCGCUUUCACAUCUAUACUACAACCAGCUUACUCGCAUUUUCAAGGGGAAGUUGACGUGGAAGUUGAAAAUGUUACAGAUUUUGGCGUCCCUUCUCACGUUAUCGCCAGUGCUCAGUGCGGCGUUUGUGUCUUGGAUAUCAGCUAUCAACAUGCAGAAGAAGGAGACGCUUUCCAAUUACCGUAGUGCAAUAAUUAAUGGGUUGAAGAACAACUUUUGGUUGGUGUAUCGCUCUUCGGCAAUUACCUCGACCUUAUCGAUGGCAGUAGCGCAAGCCUUGGUUCCCACAGAGCUCUGGGUGGUGUUCUUCAACGCAGUGUAUUUCGUAUUAGGAACGUAUCAAAAUACGAAAAUGAAGCUCAAGGCAAGGGAGGUGAGAGACUCGAAAGAAGCUUAG